CGAGAGUUCCGCUGUCAAGGGGUUGGGUUUGUGGAUGCUUAUCGCAGGCUUAUUUGUCAGUGGUUGUUUUUAAGUUUGUUUGUUUUGAUUCUGCAAGACAAUUUUGAAGGAUGCCUGGGAUCGAUAAGCUGCCUAUUGAAGAAACUCUUGAGGACAGUCCGCAGACUCGGUCCUUGUUAGGUGUCUUUGAAGAGGAUGCAGCAGCCAUAUCCAACUAUACCCACCAACUGUAUCAAGCCAUGGAGCGAAUUUAUAAUGCUCAGAAUGAAUUAAGUGCAGCAACACAUCUCACUUCUAAAAUCCUGAAGGAAUAUGAAAAGCAGCGAUUUCCAUUAGGAGGAGAUGAUGAAGUUAUGAGUUCUACACUUCAGCAGUUUGCAAAAGUAAUAGAUGAGCUCAGCUCCUGUCAUGCUGUCUUAUCAACUCAACUUGCUGAUGCCAUGAUGUUUCCUGUUACUCAGUUUCAAGAACGAGAAUUAAAAGAAAUACUGACAUUGAAAGAAGUUUUCCAGAUAUCAAGCAAUGAUCACGAUGCUGCCAUCAACAGAUAUGCCCGGCUUUCAAAAAGAAGAGAAAAUGAAAAGGUAAAACUGGAGGUAAUUGAAGAUGUGUAUACUUCAAGAAAGAAACAGCACCAGACAAUGAUGCAUUAUUUUUGCUCCCUGAACACACUUCAGUACAAGAAAAAAAUUGCACUUCUAGAACCUCUUUUGGGGUACAUGCAGGCACAGAUAAGUUUUUUUAAGAUGGGCUCAGAAAAUUUGACUGAACAGCUGGAAGAAUUCCUUACAAAUAUUGGAACAAGUGUGCAAAACGUUCGUAAAGAAAUGGAUUCAGAAAUUGAGAAUAUGCAACAAACUAUCCAGGACCUUGAAAUGGCAGCUAACUUGUUGUAUGUUCCAGAUCCAGAUACUGCAAAAGUUCCAGUAAACAGAAACCUAACCCGCAAAGCUGGCUAUCUCAACACAAGAAAUAAGACUGGAUUGGUUUCAUCUACUUGGGACAGGCUGUAUUACUUUACCCAGGGUGGCAUCCUUAUGAGUCAAGCCAGAGGACAUGUGGCAGGAGGACUUGUGAUGGACAUUGACAACUGUUCUGUGAUGGCAGUAGACUGUGAAGACCGGCGAUACUGCUUUCAGAUAUCCUCCUUUGAUGGAAAGAAAUCAGUUAUUUUGCAAGCAGAAAGCAAGAAGGACUAUGAGGAGUGGAUUACUACAAUCAACAACAUUUCCAAAAGAAUCUACCUUAGUGAAAAUCCGGAGGAGGUUGCUGCUAGAGUAAACCAGUCAGCUCUGGAGGCUGUGACCCCUUCUCCUUCCUUUCAGCAGCGACAUGAAAGUAUGAGACCCCCAAGCCGUGGUAAACCUCGCACUUCUGUCAGUAGCAUUUCCAGUUCCACUGGGCCCGAGUCCCCUGUGCUGUCUGUUCCUCUGUCAUCAAUGUCCCUGGAUUCAAUAGUCACUCCUGAAACACCUAUUCAGUUUGAUAUAAUUUCACCAGUCAGCGAAGAGUUUGCAGGCCAAGCAAAAUUAUCAGGCCAGCCUGGCAGACGGACAAAUCCAUUUGGUGAAUCUAGUGGCACAGUAUCUGAUUCAGAAGAUUCCAUUCUUCAUCAGUUGUUCAUUGUGAGGUUCCUUGGUUCUAUUGAAGUCAAAUCAGAUGAAAGUCCGGAUGUCAUUUAUGAAACAAUGCGUCAGAUUUUAGCAGCUCGAGCUAUUCAUAAUAUUUUCAGGAUGACAGAAUCACAUCUCUUAGUCACAUGUGACAGCCUGAAAUUGAUUGAUCCACAGACACAAGUUACAAGAUUGCGGUUUCCGUUACAUAGUGUGGUAUUGUAUGCCACUCACCAGGAAAAUAAGCGCCUUUUUGGAUUUGUUCUCCAUAUAGCAGGAGGAAAAGUGGAAGGACGGCCAGUUUCUGUAUGCUACGUGUUUGAAUCCAACAAUGAAGGAGAAAAGAUAUGUGAUUCUGUUGGACUGGCAAAGCAGAUAGCAUUACAUGCGGAAAUGGAUCGUAAAACAUCUGAAAAACAAAAAGAAGUUGACAAAGAGAAGGAAAGACAGCAGAAGGAACUGAAUAAACAGAAACAGAUUGAAAAGGACUUAGAAGAACAAAGCCGUUUGAUAGCUGCUUCUAGUAGGCCAAACCCAAGUUCUGGAGAUGGACAGUUUCUUGUGCUUACCAGUAGUGAAACAGAAGAUGGAGUAGGUGUUGAUGGAAAAAAGAAGAUCGAUUCAGAGGCCUGAUAUCAAUUGCCUUCUAAGUUAUCAAGCAUAAUGCUCUUUAAUAUGAAGUAACACAAGAAAAGAUGGACUUUAAUCCACAAAACCAAACAGUCGUACUGACAUUAAAAAGUAUGCUGAACUGCAUAUUUACUGUCAUCAGCCUUCAAAGGAAACGUGGAGAACAUAAGCAUAAACCCGUCUGGUAACUGGGUUUGAAUACCUCUUUCAUUUAUCUCCAGAUUGCAGAGAUACAUGAUUUAUUGGGUCUGUUUGUGGUAAAGAGACCCUUCCUUAUACCUUUACAUUAAUGUUAUUUUUUGUGAAAAGAGUGAACUUUAGCCCUUUACUUUUAGACUAAGAUCAGGCAGAGUGAGAGAGCUGAAGAAUACUUUCAAAACAUUUGAAAUUCUUGUAAGUUGAAAAUGAUAAAGCUGCAUGGUUCUGGCAUUGUGCAUUGAAGUAUUUUCAAUGUAAAAAGAUUGAAGUUUCAUUUUCGUAUGAUUCAUGAAGUUUAUUUCAGAUCUCUGGGCAUGGCUAUUAAAGGAGCUUGUUAAUGUAAAAACAUACAGCUGCUGUUGCAGAAGUUCCCAGUUAACAUAGUUACUAAUGCUUACAUAUCUGUGUUACUUAAUUUGCGAUGUCUGCUCCAAUCUUUGUUUUGCAGACAUUUAUGCAGCCUUUGCAGUUUCCCCUACACAUGGACUGUGCUGACAUUUCCCAACAAAUGUCAGAGGUGUCAGUGUGUAACUAAAACUAUAAACUGUUAGUCUUGUGGUAUAAGCAGGGUGUCUGUGUAAAGCUGAUGUAAUGAGCAGCAUGCAUUUUAUGUAUUAAAUUAAAAAAAUAUUUAGAAGUGUUUGUUACUUGGUAAAUAUGAAUGGUUACUCCUAAAACUGUUGCUCCAGGUGGUGUCUAUGAAUGCAAUUGCUAAAUUAAGGACAUGUUACGGAAUCCUGAAUGACAUUCAGAGUAUCAUGGAUGUUUAAGUGUAAGGGGAAGAUGGGACGAUUCUUGACUAUUCUUUUAGGCACAUGCCUCUGUAAAGUGCAGAAACGGGAUUUCUACUUGCAGUGCCAGGAGGGCCUUAUUGACCAAUGACCUUGAAUCUAGGCAGGCUAUAGAAUGGUGAAAGUUUGGCACAUUAUUUAUUCUGCCCAGUAUCUUAAAUGAGAGUGGAGGACACAUAGAUUGUAUUUGGGAUCUUCUGUCAGAUUUUAGAAAUUUACUGAUGAUAACUGCGAUCUGAUUCUUCUAAAAGGCAUAUCAGAUGCCUUUGCUAAUAUCAUAGCAUCACUACAUAUUGCUGUUUCAGAUGAAACAUGGGAAAAGAAUGGCUCCCUACUGAAAUGUCAGCACUCAAAAUGCCAAGUUCCGAAAAGCCAAAAAACCCCUGAAAACUCAGAGAAGAGUGAAUCUCGAAAAUGACUCUUCUCCUUUAAACUUCUUUUUCCAUGGGAGGCAAGCACCUCUUCACCCUCAUACCCCCUGAGUUUAUGUAUACCAACUCCGAGAUUGCCAAACCUCAGUGAAAAAGGAAUAUUCUGAGAAAUGGCAUCUCAGACUUAGUAUAUGCAAGUCCUGUCUUGCUGCCCUUCACUCUCUGCAUUUCAGGACUCACUGUAGUGGGUCCCAACAUUUCAAACGGUUACUGAAAAAAUCCUUGUGGCUGAGUUGUCUCCCUUCUCAGAAUCAGAGGUCUGAUAAUUUGGGCCUGUAACCAUUAUUACUGUGUCAGUUUUUGGCUUCAUCCUAAUUGGUAAUCCUGUUGCCAAUACUGUAGCUAUUAUAUGGGUUUCAAGACAACUUUCAGUGUAUAAUGAUAGAUGAGCAGCUUUUCUUACAUGGUCCUACUCUGUGAGUUAGUUUACAUUUUUCUUCAGUUGGAAUAAUAGGGCCAGACAAAAGGUAAUCCCUUUGGGACCAGUUUUGUGGCUGCCAGAGAUCAUAAUUAUUCAGUAUGACUGUAUUUCUUAAGGCACUGAGUCUUUUAUUUCUCCCAUUAAAGAAGACUGUAUCAGUGAACCACUCUAGGUAUCUGAAUAUCUGUAACUUGUGUUUUGUUUUCUGCAUUUGUUUCUAAACUGCUUAUUUUGUAAUGUUAUAAAACCCCCAGACAUGCUUAUUUCCUUGUGCUGAAGAAGACAACAGUACUUUUUGGCAAGGCUGUGAAAUGAAGCAUUUUGAAGUAUUUUUUUAUCCUGAAAGAUUGAUUAUUGUAUAAGCACAUACCAGUUUCUCCUUUAAUUAUGAAUAAAAUGUUACUUAAAAUAUUUUCAUUUAAAGGCAACCAUAUAGUCAUAUUCCACUGUCGAUCAAGCAUCCUUUCUAGCUUCUUUUAUUUUUAUGUAAUUCACUAAUUUGUUUAAUAUUGGCCAUUUUUGGAUUAAUAAUUGUGUACAUCUGGCCAUUCAUGAAGAUUGUGUGUAACAGAUUGCACUUUAAACAUGGGUUAUAGAAGAACCUCUUUGAUUUUUAUUAGAUGAAUGGUCAUUGAAAAAGUCCCAGGGUGACAAUUUGGGAUGUAAUCAAACACUAACCAGAAAUGAAAGUAAAAAACAACAUGUAUGUUGUAACUGUUAAAAAAAGUGAAAUACUGUGUAGUGGCAGGGCCACUUUUUUUGUUGGCUAGUUUGUGCCAUAUUGUCGUACCAUCUUUAAUGUACUCUUUUGCACUCUAGUUAAUUUGCAUGAAAACAAAGCCGUCUUUGCCACGUGAAUGUACAAGUGUGUAUGUGUAUACAGAGGCCUUCUUAAUCUGUUAAGUGUAACAUUUCUGAUAACAUCUGAAUUAUCAGGACAGUCAAAGUUACAUGCUGAAAGAGAGCAAAAGUAAUAAUAUAGUAACUACAGUUUGACUUGGACCAUUAUCCAGACAUUAUGCUGUUUGCAUUUGAGAAUGCAUACAAAUGUGUAUCUGCUACAGAGACUAUAAAUAACUAGAUUUUUAUCAGAUUUUUAUGAAUGUUAUUUCAAAUCAUCCUUUAAACUAAUCAGGAUUGUUACCAGUUGAUCCAUUGUUAAAGUUAACAUUUUUUUAAAAAAAUAGUUCAACUUUUAGCAUUUUGUGGAAGACAAUACAGAGCUCUUAAAGUGAGGAUAGCUUUUCCUUGCUACCAUCAUUUUAGUUGAGGUUGCAAUUCAUAGCAUGUAAUGGGUCAUUUUGUUUUAUAGGUGGUAAUUAUUUAAAGUGAUUUGCUAAUGUUUUUAAACAUACCUUAACAUUAUAGCAUGCAGUGUAUAAACUGAUGAACAGCACUUUCCCCAAUCAGGAAACAUUUUGAUCAUACCAUUCCUAUACAGAAUUAAAAUUUGUAGUUUCCUUUCUCUGACGUCACUGAGGAAAAACAAGAAAGUUUGACCACAGUGAUGUAGGCAUAGGCAAAGCAUCUGUUGCGUUCAUAGAAUUUAGUGGGCAUAUCACAGUGCAUUUGUGAAGGUGCCCCCAUUGAAGUCUAUAUAAGUAGCUGAAGACACCUUCUGGUAACGUCACAACUGGAAAAGCUACAUCUUUUUGAGCUGUGGUUCAAUAAAAGUUUAUGAAGCAUUUUAUUAAAAAAAUGGCUCAAAGAGUAAGGAAGGACAAGCUGGAAAGUGCAUCACAGUACUUGACUCAUCGAGUGGCGCAAUGUAUAUAGAAACAUCGGCAAAUCUCUUUAACUCCAUUUUUCAACAACCACUGUGGUCAGGUUUAGUGAGCCCUGUGAGUUUUAUAGAAUGCUGAUAAGGGUGUUCUUUCAAUAUGGUUUGUAUAGAAAAAUGAAUGGGAUCCAGUUAACAAUGCUAUGUAACACUAAUUCGAAAAGGUGUCUGUCACUUUUUUGUAUUUCCAGAUGAACGUAAUUAAUUUCUAAUAAUUUUGGAAUUUUAUGGUGUUAGUUAAUCUUGUUUAACUUUAAAAUGUUAAAUUGUUUUGAUUUUAAAAAAUCUUGCGUCAAACCCUGACUCUCUGAAAAUUUUGAUUGGUAUUAGCUGUAAACACAUUUCCUGUAAUUGUGAAGAAAGUUCUGAAAAAUACAAUUACUAAUGUUCUGGAAAGCAGGACAACAGAGGUGUUUUAAUAUUGUAAGAACUGCCAAGUGCCAGCAGUUCAGUACAAGGGCCUUUUUUCCCAAGGAAAUGCGUGCACUGUAAAUACUGGCAACUGCACUUUGUAGAAAAAUUAAUAUCCAUUAAUUUGAUUUGCUGGUGUCUUGACAACAGUGUUGAAAGUGGUGUUAUUAAUGAUUUGUUAAAAAAACUAAAUAAUGGGAUGGAUGGGUGAAAUAAAACAUUUGUUUAGAUUUA
Molecule: messenger RNA, 6509 nt
Organism: Protopterus annectens (West African lungfish)
Lineage: Eukaryota; Metazoa; Chordata; Ceratodontiformes; Protopteridae
Gene: APPL1
Product: adaptor protein, phosphotyrosine interacting with PH domain and leucine zipper 1
Exons: 22
Coding region: 111-2246 (711 amino acids)
Biological process (GO): signaling
Cellular component (GO): cytoplasm; endosome membrane
Molecular function (GO): identical protein binding
Source: RefSeq, a predicted model, not a curated record